AGGAACUGGAUCGAUGAAGUACCUUCUAUUUUUUCCAACAAAUUAGAUAGGGGUAAAAAAAGGUUGAGCUUGAGGUAAAGGCUAGCUUGAGGUAAAGGUUCUGCUAUUUUUCUAAGGAGGACCGCACGCUACCAGACUUUAUGAUUAGUGAGAGGUAUAUAUUCCCGGAGGACUCCAACUAAGUACAACUCUGCGUAUUUCGUUCUCGUACAGUCCACUUUCUUACGAAGCUCUUCUAAAAAACACAGCGCCAGACUGCUUGAUAAAUUUUUAGACAUCUAGUUGUAGUGGUACAAGUACAAAAACGAUCUUGAUCUUCCGACAAAAUCUUCAAAAUGCCAAUUCCGAUGCCAGAGCUGCGCGCGCCGUCAGUGGAUCGUGACAUCGAGUCCAUGUUUUUCCAAGUCAGACGUGGCAUUAUUGCCUCUUACGUAAAAAACCCGAAUGAACAGGAUGGCACUUUGUGGCCAGUGAAAAAGGUUAUGGAGAUAGAGACUUAGAUAUCAACUAGCAGUCAUUGUGGUGGCCUUCUUUAUCUUUACCCCCGCAGGAGUGGGUACAUUCAUUCACUCAUUGCACGACAACGAAGUCGAAGAGAAACAAGAUUCAUCUUACAGGAGUCGCAGGGCCAGACUUUUAGACUGAACGACUUCUCAGCAUAGGCACUACGAUGUCUCAGAGAACACACCUCCUCCCGCUCGCUCUCUCUCCGUCUCAGAAACCCUCCCCGCUCGCUCUCUCUCCGUCUCAGAAACUCCUCUGUGCCUAACAGCUCUAAUGUUACAACAACGUCAUCAGAUGGAGUCUUACUUACCGAUGACCACAGGGGAGCAGGUGGAGGAUUGAGCAACCUAGUGCAAAACGCAUCCCCGCCGAAAGGAACUGGAUCCGACAAGGCGAAUAUCAACUCAAGUAUAAUAUUCCAUGUGAUUAUUAUCGUACACAAAUAAAAAGGCUUAUUUCAAUAAAGAAAAAAUGAAAAACAAUCUCAAUUACUGAAAAAAAAUUUCAAUUCGUUUCAGGCCGAAAAUCAUUUUUUUUUUUUGAAGUUUCCAGUAAGAUUUCUACGACUUUGACCACGUAGUGUUCCCUUUGUAAUCCCCGCCGAAAGGAACUGGAUCCGAUGCGGAUGGGUGGCGCAGGGAAAUCGAGAAACGAUAUUUCCCGUACUUUGAGUCAGUGGUGCAAGCGGCUGUCUCCGUCGCAAAUGAGAAGGAUAGAAAAGCGGCACAAGAAGCAGAAGAAAAGAGGAUUAAUGCUAUGAAGGGUGUAGUUCAGUAGUUGGGCUUGCGGUUGCGGUCGUUAAUGCUCUUGCUCUUACUCUCCUGCUGUUGUAGAGUAUUAAGUUUGUUUAAAAGGAUAUCUUUUACAUUUACGUGCAAGGAAUUGCAUGCUCGUCCAUACUCCUGUGCGCAGAAGAAGAAGUAUGAUUUCCAUCUGAGAUGCGUACGCGCAUGUUUGAAGACUCUUCUGGUUCUCGCUCGAAUCUUCUAACGCCAACCUUGAUCCUGCACUCCGAAUGGCCAUGCAGUAUGCUGACGGAGAAGAAAGUAAAGGAGAGACAGUCGCUCCUUCGACAAGCAGUGCUUCUACGUCCACUUCUACGAGUAACAGCCUCGCUACUAGCCAAACAAGUCCAACGAAAGACCCAAGUAGAACGGACGAAACUCGACCACCGAAGGUGGCUCCGAAGGCGAGUGGUUGGCUAGAAGCUGCCAGACGCUUUUCCAAGCCUAGUGCUGGAGGCGUUCUCACACGCCGCACUGAGGAGAAUCCGAAGCCUCUGUCAGUCGCAGAAAUGGUCUUGAGCAAAACCAUAUUGCAAGAAAUCACUGGUAUGGCAAGAGGGCCUGGCAAGAGGGGUUAAUUCAACUCCACCAAGGUGCUGUUGGCUUUUUUCCGAUACAACAGCAUCCGCGACACACUUCUACACCUAGAGGACCUACAAAAAGCACUUUAUUUGACUACUCGAAAACUGAAAAUAACCGAGUAAGUGACUGAAAUAAGGGAGGUAAGUAGGUUUGACAGGGCUACUCUUCCUUGUUCAGGUUUAACUGUGCUUAUUUCAAGUAAUUACUCGGUUAUUUCAGUUUUUCGAAUACUCUUCAAAAGUAGCAACAUGAUCUUCUAAAACCCGUGGCGCACGAACCAAGUCAAAGGGGGAGCUCAAGAACAACAAAGUUCGUUUCGGAUCCGUCUUUGCUGGUGAGGAUAAUUUGUUGGACGACUUUGCUAGCUUGCUACACGCAUAUACGCAAUCGCGGAGACAACUAGAGGAGACACAGCGUAUGAGUGAGAAUCUGAUAGAUUUUCUUAUCUCGUCCAGAAGAAUUCAGCUAGGUUCCUUAAGUACUAUUCGAUAAACUGAAAUAGCCGAGUAAGGGGAUCUAGGAGGGCCCGUUCUUGCAGGGACUUUUUCGAGACUUCAACUACUGACUAUCCUUAGUUACGAGUUGUAGGAACAAGCAAUAUUUAUAGUGAGUAAAGGCGCAUACUGAUCAAAAAAAUAUAAAACACAAAGGACAACAAGCAUCCCUAGUACCUCCGCAACGACACCCCACCAGCGCUACAACAACAAGCAACUCCAAAAAGAGAGCCCGCCCCUUUGAUCUAAGUUCUACUCCGUGUCGAGGAAAGCGGACGUGCCAUGGCGGAGCGUGCACUAA
Amoebophrya sp. A25 is the source of this 2666-nucleotide messenger RNA. The record is from the annotation of a GenBank genome assembly. NCBI's taxonomy places the organism in Eukaryota, Dinophyceae, Syndiniales, Amoebophryaceae.